Messenger RNA from Magallana angulata, 2223 nucleotides. Its product is annotated as neuronal acetylcholine receptor subunit alpha-7-like. Lineage: Eukaryota; Metazoa; Mollusca; Bivalvia; Ostreida; Ostreidae. The coding region runs from base 219 to 1496 and encodes 425 amino acids. The record is from RefSeq and is a predicted model, not a curated record. The transcript has 2 exons. Gene Ontology annotation, cellular component: synapse; neuron projection; membrane. Gene Ontology annotation, molecular function: extracellular ligand-gated monoatomic ion channel activity; transmembrane signaling receptor activity; neurotransmitter receptor activity. Gene Ontology annotation, biological process: chemical synaptic transmission; monoatomic ion transmembrane transport; nervous system process.
UUUAAUAUAAUCCUGCAAUGAUAUGUACUUUGAGUUUGUUUUAAAAGAGCAUGCACUAAAGUAUCAAAAUUGUAUGUACUAUAAAACCAUGCUCCUAAUCUGGAAAAAGUCCACAUGAGCCACCUUCCGCGCAGAGGAAAGGUAGAUCGUUCAAACCGUCGACUAAUUUCCUAGGUAAUUCAACGGAACACAAAGAAGAUAGAGAUAAAUUAGUUGAGAUGAUUUCUGUGGGCUUGCAGUGUUUUGGACUUUUACUUUUCGCUUCCGUCGCCCUCGCCACCCACCUGAACUAUGACAUUUCAACGUACAGAACCACGAUGACUUCUCUUCUAUCAAACUACUCCAGCAAAGUCCGGCCCAUCGUAAACCAGGGCCAAUCGCUACAACUGCAACUCAGCUUGUGGAUUGCCGGAAUCAAUGAAGUGAGUACUACCGAUUCGAUGAUGACCACCACGGGGUACUUGUCCGUUAAAUGGAAGGACGAACUACUCAACUGGGAUUCUGCGGCGACUGGAAUGUAUUGGAUGCAGUUUAAUCAGAAGGACAUAUGGGUUCCUGAUAUUGUUCUGAAGAAUGGGUUUACGGAUUUCAAAAUGAUGGGCGGUGAUUUUUACUACCUGUAUGUGUAUAACGACGGUUGGGUGGAUUGGUAUCCUUACAAGGUGUUUGAAACAUCCUGCGAAUUGGACGUGACCUAUUAUCCUUUUGAUUCUCAAAAAUGUGAUAUCAUUGUAAAGUCGUGGAGUUAUUCGAGAUGGGAAGUGAACUUCACUUUUAACGAUCCACAAAUAGGUUUUUAUGAGUUUGUUCCCAAUCAUGUUUGGCAUCUGGAAUCAUAUGACGCUGAAACUGACUAUACCAAUAGUCAAACAGACUUAAAGUUUACACUACACCUUAAGAGAAAAACAAAAUAUUUUAUUGCUAACCUUAUCCUCCCAAUAAUCUUAGUUGGUGUUUUGAAUACUUUUGUUUUUAUGAUUCCCGCAGACGCUGGAGAGAAAAUGGGAUUCUCCGUGACCAUCUUCCUGACAUUUGCCGUAUUUUUGACCAUAGUUAGUGGGGAACUUCCAAAAACCUCAGAUUCUAUUUCUAUUCUAAGCAUAUAUUUAAUAAUCGAGUUGAUUAUAAGCAUAUCGAGUAUAAUGCUUUCAGCUGUUCAACUUCGCAUCCAUCACAGAAAACCAACUAUAGAAAUAGGUGAAUGCUUUCGCUUCUUGGUCAGGGCUGGAAGGCGUUUGAGAUGCGAAGGAAGAAAAAACGACAAAUCGAUUAAGUGUUUUCCAAAUAGCUGUUUAAAUAAACCCCGAAUUCACGAGAUCGAAGUUAUAGACUGUGAAAGCAGAAUGAAAAUGAACCGACCAGUGGAGGAGGAACAGGAAGAGGAAAUGGACUGGGGCGACGUGUCGUCUGCGAUUGAUUUCUUUGCUUUCAUCUUUUUGUUAUGCGUCCAGGUUUUUGUUACUUCUGUUAUGUUCAUUUACGCCGCCGCCCGAUAGAAGGAAAAUAUUCUAACACAGAUUCAAGAUGAACACCAGAGGGUUAGAAAUUGACAACUUUUGUCACAACACUUUUUGGACAAAGUUUGGCGAAGAAGUACACGCUAAUGUGUUAAUGCUUAAACUCAUUAAAUUCUCUGCACCUUUUUUUCUAUCUACCUUUAUCUUUCAUGCUUAUUUAAUUGACUCAUUAUAUGCUGUUACUAAGUAUUUAAACGUAAACGCAUGGAAUACAAAUAAAUAUCGGGUCGAAUUUUGGGGGUUGAUGUUUUACAUUGAAAUACCGAAAUACUCAAAAACUUUUUUACCGGAAAGCUACAGCUUAUGUUGAAGCAUCCUCAGGUGAUGUAUAUUCAUGUUUGUUUAAAUCACAAACCUUUGGGGUGCGGUGGAGCCACAAUGGCGGGGGUAAAAUUGAACAUAGAAAAAAGAAUUAUAUUACUCUUAAAAAUCAAACUAGCUAUAUAAUAUGGUGUUACGUAUAUGCAAGCUUCUUUACAUAUUGUUGGUUCUGAUUUUUAUAGACUGUGGCCCAUGGACGAUUAUUGGGCCCACAGCGGUUUGAGGACUGAUGUAGGUUUAUAUUUAUGAGCAAUUGUGAAAGAUCUUCUACAGAACUGUGAUGCUUAAUAUGUGAUAUUGCUGGGAAAUCUUCUUGUUACAAAAUGGACUCAGUGCUUAUCACAUUGAUAUCUGGAGGAAAAAUUGAAAAUCUUUUUUCCCUACA